Molecule: messenger RNA, 913 nt
Organism: Filobasidium floriforme
Lineage: Eukaryota; Fungi; Basidiomycota; Tremellomycetes; Filobasidiales; Filobasidiaceae
Product: Pyruvate/Phosphoenolpyruvate kinase-like domain-containing protein
Exons: 5
Coding region: 81-869 (262 amino acids)
Cellular component (GO): cytoplasm
Molecular function (GO): aldehyde-lyase activity
Source: RefSeq, a predicted model, not a curated record
CUUGUAUCUUGAGCAACGGCACCUUUGAUGUGUCUGUUCCCUCGGUUCACCGACCACUACUAUUCGAACACGACUCCCACAUGAUGACUAUGUCGCCUGCCCAGCUCGCCCUCAAGAACGCCUUCAAUUCUGACCGAUGUGCGGUAGGCACCUGGGUCAUGUUCUCGUCCGCUUGGAACGCUAGGAUCGUCGCGUCCACCGGAUGGGAUUGGAUCGUGGUCGAUUGCGAACAUGGCAAUAUAGGAGAUUCUGACAUGCACGACAGUGUCAAUGCCAUCGCCUCGUGCGGUGUCUCGCCUAUCGUACGGAUCCGGGGGAACGAUCCAACGCUCAUCAAGCGAGCACUCGACUGCGGAUCCCACGGGAUCAUGGUUCCCAUGGUUAACACGGCCGCCCAGGCCCGAACCGCGGUAGCUGCCUCGAGGUUUCCACCUCUCGGAGAGAGAGGACAAGGGUCUCCGUUCUCUGGAAUGGCUUGGGGCUUGACUACUCCAGAGUACCUCGUACAGGCCAACGAGGGGGUGCUGGUGAUCAUUCAGAUUGAAACGCUGGAAGGUGUCGAUAACGUGGAGGAAAUUUGCGCUGUUCCUGGUGUCGACGCCAUCUUUAUCGGACCCAACGAUCUCGCCUUGUCGAUGCUGGGUUAUGCGCCCGCCCACUACACCGAGGAACCCUACCUCGCCGCCAUCGAGAAAGUCAGGCAAGCAGGCAAGGUCGCCGGAGUCAAGGUGGGGAUUUUGGCUCCCGAUGGGGUCAAGGGUAGAGCGUUUAGGGGACGCUUCGACAUGGUAGGAUGUGGCGGCGAUGUCAAAGCUAUGCAAGGCUGGAUGCAGAAGGCGAUGCGGGAUGUACUGUCGACCGAAGAGUAGACGGGAUCUUCUCUGCUUCAUGAUCGUAGAAGAAUGAAAGUAUG